CUGCCGCUGCCCCGCCCUGUUCCCCCUCGCGGGCGGCUUCGCUCCUCCCCUUGGCCUGAGGAGCCAGGGAAGCCCCGGAGUUAGCCUGGCUUCCUACUCCCUCCCCCCGCCUGGCGGUUUCGCUCGCUCUCCCGGUGGGAUGGAAGUCCCCGGUGAUCCUUCUUCCCGGUAGCACGCGGCAGAUCGAUUCGGUGCAAAAUGCUGGGCAUGUAUGUACCGGAUAGGUUUGCCCUGAAAUCGUCAAAAGUGCAGGAUGGGAUGGGCCUCUACGCGACCCGCAGAGUUAAGAAGGGUGAAAAAUUUGGCCCUUUUGCAGGGGAGAAGCGAAUGCCUGAGGAGCUGGAUGAGAGCACAGACUGCAGACUCAUGUGGGAAGUUCGUGGGAGUAAAGGUGAGGUCCUUUAUAUCCUGGAUGCGAGCAAUCCACGCCAUUCUAAUUGGCUGCGGUUUGUCCAUGAGGCUCCAUCACAGGAACAGAAGAACCUGGCAGCCAUCCAGGAAGGGGAAAAUAUUUUUUAUCUGGCUGUGGAAGAUAUUGAAACAGACACAGAACUUUUGAUUGGAUACUUGGACAGUGACAUGGAAGAAGAGGAGGAGGAGGAAGAAGAAGUAACAGUUACCCAGGAAGAUGAAGGCAGUGGCAACAACAAAGAAAUGCAACCAGAUGGUGAGAAAGUUGCAAGUGAGCAAUAUCCCCUCACCUGUAAAGAGCAUGCAUGCCCAAACUGUGAAUCCAGUUUUGCUAGCCAGGAGAUUCUAGCUGAACAUCUUCAGGCUUUGCACCAAAAACCCAGUGAGGAAAAGGAAUUUAAGUGCCAAAACUGUGGAAAGAAAUUCCCUGUGAAACAAGCUUUACAAAGACAUGUACUUCAGUGCACAGAGAGUAUCAGCCCAGGAGACACUUCAAGAAGUUUUCAGUGCUCUGUUUGCAAUACUUCCUUCAGCUCAGAAUCGAGUUACGAACAGCACAAGGAGGCAUGCAGAGGGGAUGCCAGGUUCAUAUGCAAGGCAGAUAGCUGUGGGAAGAGGUUCAAGAGUAAGGAUGCCCUGAAAAAACAUAAAGAAAACAUUCACAGUGGACAUUCUAGGAAGAAGCUGAUGUGUUCAGUGUGCAAUAAGAAAUGUUCCUCAGCAGCAAAUCUCCAAGAGCAUCGAAAGGUCCAUGAGAUCUUUGAGUGUCAGGAAUGUGACAAGAAAUUUAUUUCAGCUAACCAGCUAAAGCGCCAUAUGAUAACUCAUUCAGAAAAACGCCCCUACACCUGCGAGGUUUGCAAUAAGUCCUUCAAACGACUUGAUCAAGUGACUGCACACAAAAUAAUACACAGUGAAGAUAAACCUUAUAAAUGCAAGCUUUGUGGAAAGGGAUUUGCCCACAGAAAUGUUUACAAGAAUCACAAGAAGACCCAUUCUGAAGAGAGACCAUUCCAGUGUGAGGAAUGCAAAGCUUUGUUCCGAACCCCAUUCUCUCUACAAAGACAUCUGUUAAUCCAUAACAGUGAGAGGACUUUCAGGUGUGAUCACUGUGACGCUACUUUCAAAAGAAAAGACACAUUAAAUGUUCAUAUUCAAGUUGUACAUGAUGGCCAUAAGAAAUACAAGUGUGAUCUCUGUGACAAAGCUUUUGUGACGCCCUCAGUCCUAAAGAGUCAUAAAAAAACUCACACAGGAGAAAAAGAGAAGAUUUGCCCAUAUUGCGGACAGAAGUUUGCAAGCAAUGGAACGCUGAGAGUUCAUAUUCGAAGCCAUACAGGUGAGCGUCCUUACCAGUGUCCUUACUGUGACAAAGCUUUCAGCAAGAAUGAUGGAUUGAAGAUGCAUAUUCGCACCCACACAAGGGAAAAACCAUACCAGUGUUCAGAGUGUAAUAAGGCUUUCAGUCAGAAGCGUGGCCUAGAUGAGCACAUGAGAACCCACACCGGAGAGAAGCCAUUUCAGUGUGAUGUUUGUGAUCUGUCCUUCAGCCUGAAGAAGAUGCUGAUCCGACACAAGCUGACUCACAACCCCAAUCGACCGAUGGCAGAAUGCCAGCUUUGCCACAAGAAAUUUACUAGAAAUGACUACCUCAAAGUGCACAUGGAAAAUGUCCAUGGUGAAACCGACAGCUGAUUGUGGCAUAUGUGAGAGGAAAGGAUGUCAUGCUCUGAAAUGCUUCAUUUGCGUGUAUACAAACUCCAGAUUUACCACCUGGCUUGUAAGCAUAGUCAAGAGAAAUAAUGGUUAUGUGUUCACAAAUUAUUUUUCCUACUUUUUUUUUUUAAUCUACUACUAGGAUAAAAACCAAAGAAAGACAUUUACCUGAAGUAAAACAUAGCUUGAAAAUAAAAAGAUGAAGAUUAAAGAACUUUGGGAAAAUUUUAUCCUCAGAAAAAU
Neopsephotus bourkii (Bourke's parrot) is the source of this 2370-nucleotide messenger RNA. It is a transcript of the gene PRDM5, whose product is annotated as PR/SET domain 5. Gene Ontology annotation, biological process: regulation of transcription by RNA polymerase II. Gene Ontology annotation, molecular function: protein binding; DNA-binding transcription factor activity, RNA polymerase II-specific; RNA polymerase II transcription regulatory region sequence-specific DNA binding. The record is from RefSeq and is a predicted model, not a curated record. Gene Ontology annotation, cellular component: nucleus. Bases 199 to 2106 code for a protein of 635 amino acids. NCBI's taxonomy places the organism in Eukaryota, Metazoa, Chordata, Aves, Psittaciformes, Psittacidae. The transcript has 16 exons.